AGACUACAAGUCAAUUAUCAUGGUGCUUGCAGCAUAACUCAGGGAUAUCACAUAUUUAUAAAAUAUUACUACUAUCCAAUGGCAAGAAUCAACCAUAUUCCUGAAUUACCAUGAUGAAAAAGUUUUAUCAAAUACUUCUAAAAUUAGCAGCUGGUGUCAUCCUACUACGAAUACUUUUCUUAUUAUACAACGCUAAAUUUCCUUCUGAUAUGAAGAAGACAGAUGGUGUAGCUGUGCAUUAUUUCGUUCCAGCCACUACAGAAUUACCACUGGCCAAAUGUACCGAAAACUCUUCUGUUCAGAGCCUCCCAACCUUUAAAGACGAAACACAAAAUUUUAGGGAUUUUCUGGCCUACCGUCAUUGCAGGGCCUUUCCCUUGCUACUUGAUGCUCCCAGGAAGUGUGAAGGACCUAAUGCUAAAGAGGUUUUUCUCUUGCUAGCUAUUAAAUCUUCACCUGGAAAUUUUGAACGUCGUGAAGCAAUCAGAAGAACUUGGGGACAAGAAAAGAGUUAUGGCGGUGCAGAAGUGAAAAGGCUCUUUCUUACUGGCAUCCCAAGGAAUAAAGAACAAUCAAAACAGAUGUUGCAGUUACUAUCCACAGAAAGUGAAUUAUAUGGAGAUAUUCUGCAGUGGAACUUUGAAGAUUCAUUCUACAAUUUAACCGUGAAGCAGGUGCUUUUUCACCAGUGGCUUAAUCAGAAGUGUCCAGACAUUCAGUUUAUACUUAAUGGCGAUGAUGACGUUUUUGUCCAUACAGUAAAUGUUAUUACGUAUUUGAAAAGUACCGGAAUAAAUGGCAGAAAGAGUCACCUGUUUGUUGGGGCACUAAAUGAAGGGAUGCCUUUAAUCCGAGAGAAGAACAGCAAAUAUUAUGUCUCAAAAGAAGUUUUUCCUAGUGACUACUAUGACCCCUACUGUGGGGGUGGAGGUAUUCUCAUGUCCAGUUUUACCACUUCUUCUAUACACAAGGAAUCUCAGUACAUACCAUUAAUUCCAAUUGAUGAUGCAUAUCUGGGAAUGUGUUUGAAGAGAGCAGGACUUAAACCAGGGAAUCAUCAGGGAAUACACACUUUUGGAAUCAGGUUGCCUAAAACAGUAGAUUCUUUUGAUCCCUGCUUCUACCGUUAUUCCCUCAUUGUCCAUCGUUUUGUUCCCUAUGAAAUGUUAGUCAUGUGGAAAGCUUUGCAUAUGACAAAACUGACAUGUGUAAAACAAACAAAGUUAGUGGUAAACAUAACAAAAUUUAAUUAA
Messenger RNA from Hyla sarda, 1253 nucleotides. RefSeq names its product N-acetyllactosaminide beta-1,3-N-acetylglucosaminyltransferase 3-like. The record is from RefSeq and is a predicted model, not a curated record. Gene Ontology annotation, molecular function: hexosyltransferase activity. NCBI's taxonomy places the organism in Eukaryota, Metazoa, Chordata, Amphibia, Anura, Hylidae. Gene Ontology annotation, cellular component: membrane. The transcript is spliced from 2 exons. The coding region runs from base 111 to 1253 and encodes 380 amino acids.